Molecule: messenger RNA, 1639 nt
Organism: Lathyrus oleraceus (garden pea)
Lineage: Eukaryota; Viridiplantae; Streptophyta; Magnoliopsida; Fabales; Fabaceae
Exons: 5
Coding region: 419-1399 (326 amino acids)
Source: RefSeq, a predicted model, not a curated record
AAUUGGAUUUGUUUCUGUUGCUGAAUUAUUGGAUUUGGUUUAUUUGUGUGUAUUUUUCUGUAAUUGUGUCCGAGUUCAGUGGUGUUGAGUUGACUCAGUUCUGGUAAGAUUGGUUGUAUGGUUUAGGUUUGAUUUUGUUGGUUUUGAUGUUGAUGGAUUUAUUAGGGUAAAUAAUUCACUGGUUUUGUUAGGUUUGAUUUAGUCAAAGAUGGGGACUGUUUUGUCUUCACUGGUUUAUGAUAUGAAGGAUGAGUCAUGUAUUUAUUUUCUGUGGUUCUUGUGUGGUUAGAGGAUAAGGAUUUGAAGGUGAUAGUGUAGUAUUUCAUGGUUUUUGUUUUUUGAUGUGUUUAUCCGAAUGUGGUGAUUGUGAUGUUGGAGUUUAGUUGGCUAUCUCAAAAAUUUACUCCACGGAAAUGAAAUGGCAAUCUACUUAUCUGAAAGUGGGAUAAAAAAAAAGGGGUCAAGUUGUGUUGAACUGAAACUGAAAUUGAUCACUUUUCAUUUGUUCUCACUUUCAGAUAGAUACGAUUACUCUGGCUAUGGACAGUCAUCAGGGAAGCCGAGUGAGACUAAUACUUAUGCUGACAUCGAAGCUGUAUAUAAGUAUCUUGAAGAGAACUAUGGUGCUAAGCAGGAAGACAUAAUCCUUUAUGGGCAAUCCGUUGGGAGUGGUCCUACUUUGGAUAUUGCUGCUCGUUUGCCCCAAUUGAGAGCUGUUAUUCUCCAUAGUCCAAUACUAUCGGGGUUGAGAGUGAUGUACCCUGUGAAAAAGACAUACUGGUUUGACAUUUAUAAGAACAUUGAUAAAAUUCCGCUGGUGAAGUGUCCAGUGCUUGUAAUUCAUGGAACUGCUGAUGAGGUUGUUGAUUGUUCUCAUGGUAAACGUUUAUGGGAGCUAUGCCAACAAAAAUACGAACCCUUAUGGCUUAAAGAUGGAAAUCACUGUAAUUUGGAGCUCUAUCCAGAAUACCUUAGACAUCUCAGACGAUUCAUAUCAACGGUAGAAAAGUCACCACCCCAAAGACUGAGUUUUAGAAGAAGUGUGGAUAAGGUAGAACAAUCCAGAGGAAGUACUGAUUUCUCGGAAAAGCCAAGGAAGAGCAUGGAAAAGCCAAGAAAGAGCACAGAUUGCAGAGACAAACCUCCAAAAAGCACUGAUCGGACAGAAAAACAGAAAUAUCAUGAAUUCAAAUUCAAAAAUUCUGAAAAAUUAGAUAAGUUAAAGGUCCAAUUUGACCAGACAGAGAGGUCGACAGAGAGGUCGAGAAGAAGCGUAGAGUACAACAACGACAAAUCUAGAAGCAUUGAGUUCCAAGAGAAAUCCAGAAGAAGUGUUGAUGUUCAGUUUGAAAGGCCGCGGAAGAGUAUUGAUUGGCUGGAUAAAAUUCGCGCGCCUUGAACCUUUUGAAGCUUCGGCAAUAUUGGAACUGGGUUUGCUUGGUGAGGAGGGGGAAAAGUACAAAGAUACGGACACGGUUACUUACACUGGGUGUUUAAUUUAACUUAUGGUUUGCAGAAUAUGCAUAUGUUGCUAUUGCACUUGUAUACUUCCAUUGUAUUUUUACAUUUGGAUAUUAUUAGUUUUUCCUUACUAUUAUUAUCAACAAUUUCAAUUUAUGUGACUCUAACCUUGUUUUCA